AUGGAGGAGAGGCUCUGUCACAAUGGUGAGAAUGAUAACGAUAGUAGGGUGCGCUGCUGGAGGAAAACGACGAUAAGAGGACGGAGGCGGCCGGAUUGGUUUGGUUGCAGCGGAGGACGUCCGCAGCGUCAGAUUUGCUAUCUUCCGGCAGGGGAGAGUUCUAACGACGACAAGAGGACGGAGGCGGCGGGAUUGGGGUGGUUGCAGGGGAGGAAGUCGUCGGCGGCUGAUUUGCUGUCUUCCGGGGGGAGAGUUCUGUGA
Messenger RNA from Linum trigynum, 261 nucleotides. NCBI's taxonomy places the organism in Eukaryota, Viridiplantae, Streptophyta, Magnoliopsida, Malpighiales, Linaceae. The record is from the annotation of a GenBank genome assembly.